Messenger RNA from Lytechinus pictus (painted urchin), 1983 nucleotides. RefSeq lists its product as uncharacterized. NCBI's taxonomy places the organism in Eukaryota, Metazoa, Echinodermata, Echinoidea, Temnopleuroida, Toxopneustidae. Bases 648 to 1433 code for a protein of 261 amino acids. Gene Ontology annotation, biological process: positive regulation of proteasomal ubiquitin-dependent protein catabolic process; signal transduction; endocytosis. The record is from RefSeq and is a predicted model, not a curated record. Gene Ontology annotation, cellular component: nucleus; cytoplasm. Gene Ontology annotation, molecular function: protein serine/threonine kinase activity; ATP binding. The transcript is spliced from 8 exons.
AGAAGCUGUGUUGGUCUUACGGUGACCCAACCAUCCCCCUUCCAUCUCAGACGUCCCCACCAGCCAACCAUCUAACAGGCAAGCUCCUCACAGAAUGCCUAAAGAACUCUUCCGAUAUUCAUCAACUUAAGGAUCAGCUUCUUGACUUGGCAUCAGAGUUUGGCAUUGAGACUGGUGGAGGUGGCGUCAACGAACUCGUGGGUGGCGUCAACGAACUCGUGGACGUCGUCAGACGUGGUUUCCACGAGGUGGAGGAGAAGAGGCUGGCUGCUGAGAAGAGGGCUCAGACCAUCGAGCAGAAACACCUCGACUCAGCCAUGAGGAUCCAAGUCUUGGAGCUGGAGCUAGCUGAGGCUAGGAAACAGCGAAACAUCGCUGUUCAUCAACUCCAGGACUUGACUCAACAGCCUGCCCUUGCUUCUUCUCCUGUCAGCAGUCAGAUUCCUAGUGUCUCUUGAUUACCAACACCAAGUCCAGAGUCUAGUGGUUCGGUGCUUGAAGUUAGCGACCAUACUUCUUCCAAUCCUGCCGUUCAGAGCUCAGUGGCUAUCGUUUCAUCACCUCUUCCUAGUCCACGAUCACCAUCAGUGGGUGGGGUUGUAGCCAACGUGAGCCAGAGCACUGCCCAAGCCAUCCGAGUAUGGAGCAUGGACGACCUUAAGUCCUUCCAUCCAGGAGGUGAUGAUGUCAUCCUGGGCAGUGGUAUGAGCGGUACUGUCCAUCUCUACAGGCACAAGGUCACCAAUGAGCCCAUUGCUGUUAAGAUCUUCAAACUCCCAGCCGACAAUGAUGGGAUGAACAGACAGAUGGCCUACAUCCUUGAGGAAGCUGACCUCUUAGAGACCUUGGGUCGAAAUGACUGCUUCCCAAGCUACCUGGGAUGUCUCCAGACAAGUCCAGGCUACGUAGGCCUAGCAAUGGAGUUCAUCGGUGACGUGACCAAUGGAGAGUCUUGGACAUUGGAUAGAGGUAUGGACGAGUUAGAUCUGACCAAAAAGCAAUGGCUUAAGCUCGCCAUCAACAUCUCCACCUCCUUGGGUCAAAUGCAUGAGAUGGGGUUCCUCAUGAACGACCUCAAGGACGACAACUGCCUCUUAAGGAAGACCCAGACUGGUCAGUGGGAGGCAGUGAUCAUCGACUUUGGACUCGUCUCUCCAAGGACGAAGCCUUUCUUCUGUCUACUUUCUGAUGACAAGAAAGAAAAGUACAGGAGAAAUGAAAACUUCGUUCACCUCGCUCCUGAGUGCGCCCUUGAUGAUGAGGCCACAACCACCAUGAGCGAUGUCUACCAACUUGGACGACUUCUGAAGUUGAUGGGAGAUGAAACUGACAUCGCUGAGCUUAACCCCAUUGGUGUCAUGUGUAUGCAGACCCCUCCCACUAGUCGACCGACCAUCGAAGAUGUCGUCGACUUGCUGGAGUGUAUGAUGUAAAAAGGCACUGUUUUAGAAAAAAAAUGUUAUUUCAUAGGUUAUGCCAUUGCUCAAAAGGGAGAUUAUAUGUUUCAUAGCAUUGUCUACCGGGUUAUUAUUUCGACUUAAAAAAAAGAAUUUACAAGUUCAUAGGGGAAAUGUUAAUUAAACUCAUUGCAAACUUGACAUAAUACAAUUUUUUAAUUAUUAAAAGUGUUUUUUUUUUUGGGGGGGGUGGUAAAGCGCACUGGAAACAUGAAUAAUUUUUUCUCUGCAAACUGUAAACUUGAAUUAUAUAUAUGUAAAUUUAAGGAUGAAAAGAAGGUUUCCAAAAAAGUUAUUUAAAAAAGAAUCUCAACAAGAACUAAAUUCUAAAAAUAAGAGGAAACACAGUUUGGGGAAAUAUUUUGAAAGGUCAUAACAAUCUUGAGAUAAUUAUGCCAAAAAAAAAAGUUUGAGCGAAAUAUAAAAAAAAAAUCACAACAAAUUUGAAAUAUUAUAUAUAUUUAAAAAAAGGGAAAAACAAUUUGGGGGAAUAUUUUUACAAAAGAAUCACUGCAAACUUGAGACC